CAAUACCAUCAGAAGGCAGUGGCAAGCCUGGAGGCUGCUCUCAAGAAGAAAGAAGAAACAAUUUCCAGUCUGCACUCUGAGCUAAGAGAUGUGAGGCUGAAGUUUGAGGAGGCCCAGGGCAAGUGGACAUGUGUGAGUGUUGAACUGCAGGAGAAAUGUACUCAGCUGGAGAAGUUCAAGUGUGAAGCAGAAGAUCAUAUUGCAGAUGAGAUGAAACAAUUGAAAUUGCAGUUUGAAGAGAAAAAUUACUCCCAUGCAUUUUUGGCAUCACAGCAAGUGAUCAGAGAGAUGCAGGCAGAGCAGGAGGAGUUUGCCAAACUAUUUGAUGAUCUUGAACACUCAGUAUCACUUCAGGGCCGGCUUCAAGAUUUGCUGGGCCCCUUAAUUAGGAAAUCCCGGAAGGUUGCCAAAGAUCAUAUCAGUGUGCGUGACAGACUCACUAAACAGAAUCAGGCCAUACAGAAACAGCUUACUUCCGUGCAGACAGAUCUAGAGGUGGCAUUGUCAGAAAACAAAGAUCUACAUGAAGACAUUCAGAACAUCAGUGAUAUUUUAAAGAGAAGCAAUGAAAACUACGCAGAACUUGAAGCUACAUACCAGGCUGCUGCACAGGAUAUUGGUGAAUCUCAAACCAAAAUCGCAGAACUAAACAACAAAAUUGAGUUUGGUUUUAAAAUUAUGAAAGAUCUGAUGACAGUAAAGGCUGACCUUACCGACCAGGUGUCGGAGCAUCAGGAGAUGUGCAGUUUGCAAACUGAGAAACUGAAGUCCUCAGAGGAAGAGGUUCAAAGACUGACACAACAGCUAGAAAGAGAAAGAAAGAUGAUGGAUGCUAAAAGUGAAUAUUAUGAACAGGUGAUUGCUGAGCAUGAGGGGUCCAAGUCCAGAUUGGAAAUUUACAUAGAAAACCUCAGAGACACACUGGACAGCUGGGAGGUCGAUCGUGAUGUGCAGUCCAAGGUCAUUGCCGACUGUGAGGAGCAGCUGGACAAGCAGCGGGCCAAGAUGGAGGCAAUGAGUCAAGAACUGCAGAGUCUGCGUAAGAUCAAAGCCGUCACACAGCCGGAGAGAGAUUAUUAUCAGGAGCUGAGAAACACAAACAAGUUCCUGGAGGCAGAAAAACAGCUGUACCUGGAAGCAUUGACCGACUGCAGGAGCCGGCUGGAGGCAGAGGUUGAACUGACAGCCAGCAACAACAAACUCAUCGAUGCUCUGAGGUCCAACAAUACAGAAUUGCAACAGUCCAAUGACCAGCUUAUGUCGGAUGUGCAGGUGCUGGAGGAGACCUUGUCCCUCAAAUCCACGGACAUAGACAUGAGCUGUACAGCCAUGGAUAACCUGCAGGAGAGGAUGGAGUCAGUGUUGUCUUCGCUGCAACAGAAGCUUGGUCACGAGGUUAAACCGGACAAGUCUGCGAGAGAAACAUUUUUUACACCAAGUAAACUGGCCAGUAGUUAUCCUCAAGAAUCAUCAUUAAUGACUCAGAUUCUGUCAGCAAGAAAAGCUCGUUCACAGAUGUCUCAGUCUUCAAAUGCUUCUUUUGCACAGCAAAGAGGUUCAGUUCUCCACAGCACCUUUAUAAACCAUGACACCUCAAGCUGUUCUAGAGCUGAAGAAGCUGAAAGAACAAGGUUGAAGCAAAAUAAUGUUCUGUUUGGUGCUCUCCAGCCGCGACUUGUUGCAGAAGCCGAAUCAUAUCUUUCUCCUCGCAGUCAAAGCUUUAUGACAUCCCAGAAUUCCCGAAUGCUGACAGAUUCAAGAAGGUCAGUGCUGUUCUCUAGUGCUUCAAAGGGGACCAUUAAGAACCAGGAUGCUUCACAAAAUCGUUCUCAAACAUCUGUCAGGAAAGAUUUAAGCAGUUUGUAUCCAGUAACAGAGCAGAACGUGUCCACGCCUGGUUAUGCAAAAAUUUGCAGUAUUCCAUCAACGAUGGAUAGAACAUUAGAAAGUCUGGCUAGGGCCAAAGGUGAAAGCUCCAGGUCUGAGAAUUCAUCUCUUGAUGAUGUUGCAGCUGUUUUGGAUUCAGACUCAAUGCUAGCUAAGGUUCAGCAGGUGGACAGAUUGUUCACUUUGAUUCUCAAGACUGCAGACAUGGCUCAGAGAGCCUCUGAACUCACAGUCAAGGAUCUGAAAGAAGACAUGGCUCUGUUGGAAGACAAACUGAGGUUUCAGCGUUGCCAGACCAAAGACCUGGAGACAGAAUUACAACAGAAAUCAGCACAGUUGAUGUCUGCCAAGACACAGAUGCAGGAGCUGAACGCUCGGAUGAGAGAAAAGACUCAGUCACUGAUGACUUUCCAAGACCAGCAGCAUCAAGUCACGACUCUGGAAGAAGAGAAGGUUGAACUAAAUCGGAAAGUAAGGUCUUUGAGAGAGGAGGUUAAGAUGUUGACAGAACAACUCCAUGAGGUACUGCAGAAAUUUGAUGACAUCAAGACGGGACAGAAACCAGAGGGAGCCUGUGUUAGAGAGAUUGUAAACUUGAAGAAACAGAAUCAUGAGCUGGUGAUGAAACUCUUCGAUGAGAGGGAUAAGAAUAUCGCGGUUGGAGAAAAGGCCAUGCGAAGAAUGAAAAUACUUGACACUAAUUGGAGGAAAGCUGAAGCAGAAGUGAAGAAGUUUGACGAACUAGUGGAACAAAUUAGAGAGACUUGCAUUAGUAGCCAAGCACAGUCGACCCAUCCAGUUAUCCUGCAAGUGGUUCGAUUGAUUGAUGGAGUUGAGUAG
This is a messenger RNA of Candidula unifasciata, 2727 nucleotides long. Lineage: Eukaryota; Metazoa; Mollusca; Gastropoda; Stylommatophora; Geomitridae. The record is from the annotation of a GenBank genome assembly.